Messenger RNA from Sphenostylis stenocarpa, 189 nucleotides. The record is from the annotation of a GenBank genome assembly. NCBI's taxonomy places the organism in Eukaryota, Viridiplantae, Streptophyta, Magnoliopsida, Fabales, Fabaceae.
AUGCACGCCGAAACGACGACACUCAGUGUAUUAUUCGCCGUACACGCAUGGCAACAAAGUUUUCCGUUUUCAUCGGCCACAUUGUUCCUACAACGCCUGUCUCAACCCCUACAGAUAGAAAGACGGAAACACGGAAGGAUAAAACGUCGGGGAAGCAAAGCAAUGAUUGAUUGUUUUGGUGGUGCGUGA